AUGAAAGACGAACAUUGUAAAAAAAAGUAUCCCAAACAAUUCUUGGAUGAAACACGUCAAUACAUUGACUCAUAUCCCGAGUAUAGGAGAAGGUUUGAUGAGUCUAUAUCGUUAGGUAGAGAUAUGUCUGUCGAUAAUAGAUGGGUGAUUCCUUAUAACCCUUGGUUACUGUUGAAGUAUGACUGUCACAUCAAUGUAGAGAUUUGCAGUAGCAUUAAAAGUAUCAAGUAUCUAUACAAAUAUGUGUACAAGGUCCCUAAUCGUGUGACUAUGGAGGUUCAUAAAGGAUCAUACAUGGAUAAAGUUCAACAAUAUGUUGAUGCAAGAUGGAUUUGUGCUCCUGAGGCAUUAUGGAAAAUAUUUCGAUUCACUCUUUACCGAUUAUAUCCUUCGGUUGAAAGAUUGCAGAUCCACUUGCCGAAUCGCCAUCAAGUGCGCUUUUAUGAUCAUUAG
Molecule: messenger RNA, 453 nt
Organism: Lathyrus oleraceus (garden pea)
Lineage: Eukaryota; Viridiplantae; Streptophyta; Magnoliopsida; Fabales; Fabaceae
Exons: 1
Coding region: 1-453 (150 amino acids)
Source: RefSeq, a predicted model, not a curated record